GAGAGGGGGAGGAGGGCGAGAGAAAGGGAGCUGCUAGGAUCGCGUACUUCAGAGCCUGCCUGGAGCGCGCACUCAGCGGCUCUCCGGGUGCCAGCGUCCCAGCCGCGCCCCGCUGCCCCGCACCUCCUCCUUCUCCUCCUCUCCGAGCACCCCUCUUCCCCUCCUGCCAGCGGCUGCCCCCAGCCCCAACUCGGCUACUCCCCAACUCUCCGGGUUCUCUCCUGGGACGCGCGUCCUCGCCCCAUCCUUUCUUCCUUCCUUCCUUCCUUCCUUCCUCCCCUGGCGCCCGCCCUCCCUCUCCAGGUCUCCCUCCCGGGACCCGAUUGUCUCCGUCCCCUCUCGCUCGGCCCCGCGCCUCGCCCUGCCCCGACUCUCCCUCGCACUUCCUGAGUCGCCCGGCGCCGCAGUCUCGCCGCGCCCCGGCAGCCGCUGCCCCGCUCCAGCCCCCGCAGCCCGCGGCGCCCGCCGAGGGAGCCCCGGCGCCCGCGGAAGGCAGAAGUGGGCGCGCGCCCUCGCCCAGCCCCGCGCCCCAGCCCUGCCCGGCGAGGAAGGACCGGGAAGAUGAACAACGGCGGCAAAGCCGAGAAGGAGAACACCCCGAGCGAGGCCAACCUUCAGGAGGAAGAGGUCCGGACCCUGUUUGUCAGUGGUCUUCCUCUGGAUAUCAAACCUCGGGAGCUCUAUCUGCUUUUCAGACCAUUUAAGGGCUAUGAGGGUUCUCUUAUAAAACUCACGUCUAAGCAGCCCGUAGGCUUUGUCAGUUUUGACAGUCGCUCAGAAGCAGAAGCUGCAAAGAAUGCUCUGAAUGGCAUCCGCUUCGAUCCUGAAAUUCCGCAAACACUACGACUAGAGUUUGCUAAGGCAAACACGAAGAUGGCCAAGAACAAACUAGUAGGGACUCCAAACCCCAGCACUCCUCUGCCCAACACUGUACCUCAGUUCAUUGCCAGAGAGCCAUAUGAGCUCACAGUGCCUGCACUUUACCCCAGUAGCCCUGAAGUGUGGGCCCCGUACCCUCUGUACCCAGCGGAGUUAGCGCCUGCUCUACCUCCUCCUGCUUUCACCUACCCCGCUUCACUGCAUGCCCAGGUAAUUUAUACCCCGCGGCCACAACUUCACUCCCCCCACCACCAGUCCUUUCCAACCUGGUACCCCAGAGCACACCGUACAACUAACACCUAUCUAGCUAACAGAUCCACCUUCAAGAGAUUAAUGAUCCCUUCUAAAUCAAGCUGACACUCCUCCAGGACUUACGAGGAUCUCAGGAUCUGGUCUGACAGCAGUGAUAUCACCCCCUGCCUGAUGUCUGCCCCAAAUGACACCUCUCUUUCCUUGUUGAUCUCACCUCAUAUCACACACGAGCCUGGGGCAAGGUUAUCCCUCCCCAAACCCUCCCAGCUAGCUAGAGGGCCUCACCAGAGAGGGCCGGCGUGUGCCUUGUGGUGGGGAAGGGCUGCAGAGGCCUGCUGUAUAGUAGCCGGAGUUACGCGUGUCUGUGUGUGUUCCUGUGUACUGAGAAGUUUUUGCUCUCAUGUUCUGUGAGAAUCUAGCAACCAAAGGGGAAGCUUACAGGAGACUAUGCAUGUUCUUACAUAUGUUAGAGGAAAAAUUAAGGGUUCCCUUCUCUGUUUUUAAGAAACCCUGUCAAAAAGGAUGUACAAUAUAGUGUCUAGGAUGUAAUUACAGGUCAUGGUCAAGAGCUUUGUUCUGAUCAGCUUUCUUUCUUAGUUAAGAAUAGCCUGAGUUUUAUAAACAAACUCCCUGUUUCUCCCCGAAGAUUGCUGUCUGCAUACUAACACCUGCUUUCCCCUUGGAGAAAAUGUUUCUCUUAGCUUUGCUUUUCAUGUAAGUAGUAGUCUUCGGUGUAAAGAUUCACCUUUGGAGAUCACUACUCAUUCUUUGGCCUGCAAAGGUUAAUAACAAAUACAUAGAAAGUACAUAUAUAGAUUGCAUGUACAGUUCAGCCUGGAUUUUUAAAACUUGGCUGGACAAGUAGGGUUUUUGUUUGUCUUGCUUAAUUUUUAUUUUUACAAGGUUGGGUGGAAUAAACAGCUUCCCAGAAAAUUGGUCCUUCUGACUUAAAACUUAAGUUGUACAGAACUCACUGUGUUGACUCAGACCCCUGCAAGCAGCUCUUUAGCAAGUUCUCGUGUGAGCACUGGCGACCCAGCUUCCUGGGGCUGCACCCUCCAUGUGUUCAGACACCAAACAGUCAAACUACAGAGAGGAACCCUGGGUGUCUGAGGGAAAAAUAAAGGUGGUGGCACGAAUCCUUGGCACAGAAAGUCAGUUAAAGUGUCGUGUCAGCUGUGCCUUUGCUUCAACCCGCUUGCUGCUCCUUCCACCCUUUUUCCAUACCAGCGCUUAGAAACCCUCACAACUGGCAGGUCACAGGAGAGGGAAGAGGAUCAAACAUAAACCUGUGGGUCUGUCUGCUGAGUCACCAGGAUGUUUGUAGAUGACAUAGAUCAGCUAAAUGUCUCUUGUUUUCUUACCCUUCACUGGAUGGCUGUUGCCUCUUAUUAGACUUUGCAGAUUCAUUGGCAAUUAAGGCAAAUGUUAAUAAAUACCACGAAACAGUGCAAGUUUGCAUUGUCUUCUGAAUAUCCAUGGCUUUAAUUAGUGGCAAAGCCUUUCCCCAUCAAGAGCUAACAAUGGCCAGAAAGGACUGGGAGUGGUGGCUUUUGGCCACACCAUCUCUCCUUGCUUCGUUCAUGUAACAGAUGAAAUCAGAAAUAAUCUGGAGAUACAGUGGGAGGAGGACCUAAAGGGUCUAGAGAUACCAGAACGCCUGUGCCAUUGUAAGGAAAGAUGGGGCAGGACAGCUCGGAGAUUAAUGGACUCAGCCAUUUGACUUCAGUGGGGUGUGUAGCCCUUAUUGGUUACACCCCCCCCUUGAAUUCUUCCUUGAUCUCGAGACUUUCCCAACUUAGAAUCACCUGGUUCUGCCUCCUCAGUCCUAUAUUUGGUGGAGCUCUCAUCUGCUAUCAGUGAGAUCCAUGUGUCCUACCUCCCUCUCGUUUGAAGCCAUUCCCAGUGCAGUCUUGGACUCUGUAUCCUAAAGACUCAUGAGCAAAUAUGGUUAUUGAAAUGUAUUUGUCCAGUAUCAGAAUCAUAGCGUGUGGACAGAUCAGCUGGUCUGACCCAUUUUACAGAUGAGCAAACAGACCUGAGAAGAUGGAAUUACCCAAAAUCGUGAGUGGCUCUCCUAUGACUAGACACAGGCCACCUGACUCUCAGGCCUUGCUCUUUCUGCUCAGAAGUGCUGCCUCCCCCAAAGACUUGUUCUUUAAUGGAAUUUUGGAAAGGCCUCUCUCCAGAGUGACCACCUGGACCUUUCUUCUCUAAGUAGAUGGGAAGCCUGUAAGAAGAGACUUGGAGGCAAAGACAAGGGAAUCAGCAUUUAACCUUCACACAAAGGGCCUAAGAGAAUCUAUUAAUUGGACAUAGAGCAGAGUGAGGAAGGCCCAAAUGAAGCAUCUCCCCUUAGUGGAUAAUUCAGAUUUUGUUUUGGAAAUUUUAUAAUGUCCUUGGAGAAGCUUUUAAAUAAUUUUGCUUUUCUUAGCAAUGUUGUGUUCUGUUUUGAGACAUGGA
This is a messenger RNA of Otolemur garnettii (small-eared galago), 3594 nucleotides long. RefSeq names its product RNA binding protein, mRNA processing factor (gene RBPMS). The record is from RefSeq and is a predicted model, not a curated record. Gene Ontology annotation, molecular function: mRNA binding. NCBI's taxonomy places the organism in Eukaryota, Metazoa, Chordata, Mammalia, Primates, Galagidae. The transcript is spliced from 6 exons. Bases 562 to 1236 code for a protein of 224 amino acids.